AUGAGUGAUCAAAUUGAAGAGUUGAAUGAAAAGGUGGAAGAAAAUUCUAGUGAUGAUGAAGUAUUUAAAUUAAAAAUUCAAUUAAAAAGUAUCAAAGUAGAAAAUGAACGUUUAAUGGAAAAUUCUAAAAAAAUUAAAGUUGCUACAAUGAAAUUAAAAGAAAAACUUAAUGAAAAAACAAAAUCUAAUAAUGAAUUGUUGGAGGAAGUAAAAAGUUUAAAAGAUAAAGUUAAAGAAAGUGAUGAGUUACAUAAAGAAAGUUGUACAGAUUUAAAUGAAAAAUUAGUACAAUUAGAAAAAGAAAAUUCAAAAAAUGAGGAGAUUGUUAAUAAACUUAAAAAAGAAUUAGAAAAUAGUAUUGAAUCUUUUGAAACAAAAAAGUUAGAGUGUGAUAAAUUGAAAAAUGAGUAUGAAGAUUAUAAGAGUAAGGUGGAUUAUUUAUUAAAACAAAAAAAAGAUGAUUCAAAGGAAGGUUCUACUACAAAUGAUUAUGCAGAGAUGGCUUGUACAAUUCGUGCUCAAAAUAUUAAGAUAACAGAACUUGAAAAUGAAAAAUAUUCUUUAGAAACAGAAUUAAGUCUUUUAGAUGAAUCUUAUAACAAAUUAAAGGAAGAAUUUAACAAAGAAAAACAAUUUUAUAUUGAAAAAUUAACAGAAUUUGAAAAAGAUUUUGACUCAAAAAUAAAAGAAAAAGAAAAAAAUUUUGAAGAUGAUAAAUAUACAUAUCAACAAUCAAUAAAAGAAACUAUUAACAAUAAUGAAUUUUUGCAAAAACAAGUAGAUGACUUAAAAAAACAAGUUUCUGUAUUAGAAAAUCAAUUGUCAAAUGCUACAUUACAAGUUUCAACAUUACGACAAACAUCUGAUGUCAUUACAAAAAAACGAUCUCAUUCACCGGAAGUUAAAUCAAUACUAUUACCUAAAUUUGAACCUGCUAUAAAUAUUAGAUCAAAUAUAGAAGCAGAGAUGUUUUUAAAUAGUAAUGAAGAUUUCUCUGUAGAUGAUGGCCUUUCUCCACCUAUUGAUAAAAAUGAAAAAUUUAAUUUAAAAGAUUUAUUAAGUGAAAAUUUUGAUGGGGUCAGUGAAAUAAGUCCAUUUAAUUUAGAUAAAUGGAAUAGUAAUGAUACUGAAGAAGAGAUAACAUUAGAACAUUAUGAGGAGGCACUACAAAAGUUAAAACAUUUUGAGAGUCUUCUUAAAGACUCUGAGAUAUGGAAUAGUCAACUUGAGGAACAAGUAAAAUUUCUUAAAACUGAACUUCGCCGUAUUACAAAUAAUGAGGAGAGAAUGCAACAUCUCAAAAAUAUUGAAUAUGUAAAAGAUGUUAUCUUAAAAUUUAUAAAAGAUGAAAAAGUAGAAAAUGAGAGAAAACAAUUAAUUCCAAUUUUAAAAACAUUAUUAAAAUUAUCAGAUGAGGAGGUUAAUGUAUUAGAAAAUUUUUCAACUAAAUUUGCCUUAAAUAAUACAGGUAAAUUAACAAAUAAUUGGGGAAGUUAUUUUAAAAAUUUAACAGGAAUAUAG
Molecule: messenger RNA, 1521 nt
Organism: Strongyloides ratti
Lineage: Eukaryota; Metazoa; Nematoda; Chromadorea; Rhabditida; Strongyloididae
Product: GRIP domain-containing protein
Exons: 1
Coding region: 1-1521 (506 amino acids)
Source: RefSeq, a predicted model, not a curated record